Messenger RNA from Racocetra persica, 755 nucleotides. NCBI's taxonomy places the organism in Eukaryota, Fungi, Glomeromycota, Glomeromycetes, Diversisporales, Gigasporaceae. The record is from the annotation of a GenBank genome assembly.
UUAUUCUCGACGAUUUUAAAAAUCUGCCAAACCUUCAUAUCAAUUUUUAUUUAUUACAAAAUUGCAAAAACUAUGCAACAUUAGUUAAUACAAAUUGUGCGAUUAAAGAAAUGGUACAUAGACUUUCCAAACAAGCUGUUCUUAAAACUAAUAGAAAAAAUGUCGAAUUGGAUUUAAUACGCUGUACAAACGUCUUACAAGCUAUUCGAUAUUUAAUGGAUGGCGGAGCUGAUGAUAGAUUUAAUGAGAGUAAUGUUGGAGACGGGUUGAGAUGUAUUAUUACAGAUCAACGUCUUCAACCACUUCUUGCAGGGUGGUAUAUAACUGAUGAUUUAUAUCCUGAAAACAUAUCUAACGAAGAAACGGGUAUAGUUUCAGAAGACUCCAGAAUUGUCAAUAUUUGGGUUCGGCAACAACUAACUAAUGUGGAAAUUCGAGCAUCGCAAUUAACAAGCAAUCUUGAUGAAAAUACUUACUUAAAAAAUGGUCUUUUUGCGGCAUAUUCUGAAUAUAUGAAACAGCACGAUGAUGGAGGAUUCUAUGCGCAUAUCAAGCUUCAUAUUGGCGACAUCGUAAUUAUAAAGGAAGAAACUGAUGAAUCCUAUGCUAUUGUUAGAGCAAUUUUCACUCACAAGUAUAAUGAUGGAAAUGUGUAUGCUUUUGUUUGGAUUGAUUGGUUAAAAAAAACUAAGUGUACCGAUUCCCUUUUAAGAUGUCCAAUCUUUGAACAACAACCAGAUUUAGAUACAAAAUAA